Podospora anserina S mat+ is the source of this 1011-nucleotide messenger RNA. RefSeq lists its product as uncharacterized. Gene Ontology annotation, molecular function: lipase activity. The record is from RefSeq and is a predicted model, not a curated record. Bases 1 to 1011 code for a protein of 336 amino acids. The transcript has 2 exons. Gene Ontology annotation, cellular component: membrane. NCBI's taxonomy places the organism in Eukaryota, Fungi, Ascomycota, Sordariomycetes, Sordariales, Podosporaceae.
AUGGUCCUCGAACAAGAAGGCACCUUUACCGUCUCGGGAGCAGAGCUCUACACCAAGUCAUGGCUUCCCGAUGGACCCAUCAAAGCCAGGCUAGUCUUCAUCCACGGCUUCUCAGACCACAUCAACCGCUACCCAGCCUUCUUCUCCCACCUCGCCUCCAAAGGAAUCGCUGUGUACGGCUUUGACCAGCGAGGAUGGGGCCGGUCAGUCAAGAAACCUGCCGAAAGGGGUCUCACGGGCCCAACAGCGCAAGUUCUCUCAGACAUUGCUGCCUUCCUCUCACAGCCCCAUCUUCUCGGCACACCCGGGAGCCAAGAACCGGUCUUCGUAAUGGGACACAGCAUGGGUGGAGGACAAGUUCUCACCUUUGCUGCUGACCCAAAGUAUGAGUCCUUGGUGGAGAAGGUUCGGGGUCUCCUCCUUGAAGCACCGUUUAUCGGGUUCUCGCCAGAGGAAAGACCGUCUCGGUUGAAGAUUACAGUUGGAAGACUGGCGGGGAGGUUGAUGCCGCACUUUCAGCUUGCGCACAAGAUUGCUGUCGAGCAUCUGACGAGGGAUCAACAUGUGCAAGUGAGUAUCAAGGAGGAUGAGCUGAUGCAUGAUACGGGCACGCUGGAGGGUUUUGCCGGGUUGUUGGACAGGACGAAUGAUUUGCAGCAGGGGAGGACGAAGCUGGGGAAGGAGGGGGUGGUGAAGAGCUUGUGGGUUGGGCAUGGGACGGCGGAUAAGACGACCUGGUUUGAGGCUACGAAGCAGUGGUUUGAGGGGUGUGCGGGUGGGGUGAAGGAUAGGACGCUGAGGGCGUAUGAGGGGUGGUAUCAUCAGCUGCAUUGUGAUGGGGAGUGUAGUGGCGAGUUUUUUGAGGAUGUCGCUGGUUGGAUAUUGGAACGGGCUGGGGGAGGGGAGGAGGUGUUGAAGAAGGCUGGGGAGACACCGAAGGCUCAGCAAACACAGGAGGCUGUGGUGCCCGUUGAGGCGGAGGGGAGCCAGAAGACGGAGGCCAAGCUUUGA